Molecule: messenger RNA, 949 nt
Organism: Cladophialophora immunda
Lineage: Eukaryota; Fungi; Ascomycota; Eurotiomycetes; Chaetothyriales; Herpotrichiellaceae
Exons: 2
Coding region: 206-622 (138 amino acids)
Source: RefSeq, a predicted model, not a curated record
CACGAAUCCAAGGCGAUGUUUCCCCCUCCCUCCAUCCAACCAUCGUCACCACAAGGUGCAGAUCCCUGCUUGGUGCCUGCCUUUUGCGCAUGGCAAAAAAGGCUAUGAUGUCGAUGGUCGCCCGACCUGACUGUCUCUCGAUCCAUAUCUUCUCUACGAUACCUCUACACUCUCCCAUCGCUCUACAAACCACCGUGAAAACGCAAUGGCGGACGACAACAAGGAAAACAGAAUAGAGAUGAACGAAAACGCGGAGAACAUUCCCCCCGAGGGCGUAGAGGGCCAAGGAGGAGUCCAGAAAGGCAAGACUGCGGGCGGCUCGUGGCUGUCCAAGCCCGAAGAGUUUGGCAACAAUGCGGGCGCCAAGAUCGAGGACACGCUGUCUCCUGUCGGCAACGUCACGGGCAAAGCGUUCGAGGCAUUAGGGCGUCCCAUCCACGGCGUCGUCGAUCCCGCCGUAGGCGGCGUCAUGCGAAUGGGCAAAGGCUGGGGAGAACAGCUCGGAGUCGGCUAUGGGAACCACGAAGGUGGCCCUGCCAAACAAGAGGAGGCCGAGGGACAAAGAAUGAAAGAACCCUUUGGAGGCAAGAAGCAGAAUGCAGAUAACCCAUUGGGGCUGUGAACUCCCACCCGAUACCCGCCUUCACCAUCAAGAAGAGAGAUGAGUCUGCGAUUGCGGUCAGGCGACCGGAUGGAUGAUCAGAAGAGGUGGACUGGUGACGGAGUGCACACAUUUAUAUGAAUAUAGGGAGUCAUCGUCGAUGCUCGUCGAAAGAGGAGGAACAACCAUCGCUGUCAGCGGUUUCGCGGUGUGUGGUGUCGCUCAUUUUCCUGUGGUGGCUCCAAUGCUGGAGGACAGUGUUGGAAUUGGGAUGUCCACAUGUUUGUACCAGAAUCCGAGAUAUGUGACUUGGCCAUAUGUAGGGAGGAAUGUGAUCCAUUAGUCUUA